Molecule: messenger RNA, 1861 nt
Organism: Oncorhynchus tshawytscha (Chinook salmon)
Lineage: Eukaryota; Metazoa; Chordata; Actinopteri; Salmoniformes; Salmonidae
Product: tubulin beta-3 chain
Exons: 4
Coding region: 172-1521 (449 amino acids)
Biological process (GO): mitotic cell cycle; microtubule cytoskeleton organization
Cellular component (GO): microtubule; cytoplasm
Molecular function (GO): structural constituent of cytoskeleton; GTP binding; GTPase activity
Source: RefSeq, a predicted model, not a curated record
ACACUACCCGUUUCGCCACACAGCAGACCUGCGCAAGAUAAAACCUCUACUCAGCACAUACCAAUCCCUUUGCUUCCGUGUGCGACUGGGAUCAGCGCUCUCUCCGACUCGCCCACAACAGUCAACUCGCCCACAUCCACAAGAAGACGAACAUAACACACAGAGGACAGGAUGAGGGAAAUAGUGCACCUUCAAGCCGGCCAGUGUGGCAACCAGAUCGGAGCCAAGUUCUGGGAGGUGAUCAGUGAUGAACAUGGCAUCAGCCCUACAGGGAACUAUGAGGGCGACUCCCCACUGCAGCUGGAGAGGAUCAGUGUCUACUACAAUGAGGCCUCAUCCUCUAAGUACGUCCCCAGGGCCAUCCUAGUAGACCUGGAGCCAGGAACUAUGGACAGUGUUCGCUCUGGGACCUACGGACAACUCUUCAGACCAGACAACUUCAUCUUCGGUCAGAGUGGAGCUGGUAACAACUGGGCCAAGGGCCACUACACAGAGGGAGCAGAGCUGGUGGACUCAGUACUGGAUGUAGUCAGAAAGGAAUGUGAGAACUGUGACUGUCUUCAGGGCUUCCAGCUCACCCACUCCCUCGGAGGGGGCACAGGCUCUGGCAUGGGGACCCUGCUCAUCAGCAAGAUCCGGGAAGAAUACCCUGACCGCAUCAUGAACACCUUCAGCGUGGUGCCCUCCCCUAAAGUAUCAGACACCGUGGUGGAGCCCUACAAUGCCACCCUGUCCAUCCAUCAGCUGCUGGAGAACACAGACGAAACCUACUGCAUUGACAACGAGGCUCUUUACGACAUCUGCUUCCGCACGCUCAAGCUCCCCACGCCCACCUACGGAGACCUCAACCACCUGGUGUCGGCCACCAUGAGCGGUGUUACUACCUCCUUCCGCUUCCCCGGCCAGCUCAAUGCUGACCUCCGCAAACUGGCUGUCAACAUGGUCCCCUUCCCCCGUCUGCACUUCUUCAUGCCUGGCUUCGCCCCCCUCACGGCGCGUGGCAGUGCGUGCUACAAUGCACUGUCUGUGCCCGAGCUCACCCAGCAGUUGUUUGACGCCAAGAACAUGAUGGCCGCUUGCGACCCGCGUCACGGACGCUACCUGACCGUGGCCAUGGUGUUCCGAGGUCAGAUGUCCAUGAAGGAGGUGGACGAACAGAUGUUGGCCAUCCAGAGUAAGAACAGCAGCUACUUUGUUGAAUGGAUCCCCAACAACGUCAAAGUGGCCGUCUGUAACAUCCCGCCCCGCGGUCUCAAGAUGUCCGCCACCUUCAUCGGGAACAACACGGCCAUCCAGGAGCUAUUCAAACGCAUCUCCGAGCAGUUCACCGCCAUGUUUCGCCGCAAGGCGUUCCUGCACUGGUACACCGGAGAGGGCAUGGACGAGAUGGAGUUCACCGAGGCAGAGAGCAACAUGAACGACCUGGUGUCAGAGUACCAGCAGUACCAGGACGCCACCACCGAGGAGGAGGGAGAGAUGUAUGAAGACGAUGAGGAAGAGUCAGAGAGCCAGGCCCGGUGAACACCUUGGAAGAAGAGCCAAGCUUGUGUAAACCCAGCUGACAGCGCUUUGUCUAUGUGUAGCAGGGUUAUUAUCUGCCUCAUGUACACUGUACUGUAUAACCCUCCCUCCCUAUACCCCCCCUGCUCUCACUGUCUUUGCUAACUGUUAGCCCCACUUCCCUUGCUAACUGUUAGCCCCACUUCCCUUAGCCCUCUGACCAACUCAUGGCCUCCUGUUGAUUUAUCCUGUUGAUAAAAACCUCCCAGACAGACCACUAAGUUGAAUGGGUGAAAUAAAGUGUCUCAUAAACUGAUGACGAAUAGCCCUUAAUUUCUUAUAAUAAACAUGUUCAAGCCUA